Messenger RNA from Cantharellus anzutake, 692 nucleotides. RefSeq lists its product as uncharacterized. Lineage: Eukaryota; Fungi; Basidiomycota; Agaricomycetes; Cantharellales; Hydnaceae. The coding region runs from base 277 to 603 and encodes 108 amino acids. The transcript has 3 exons. The record is from RefSeq and is a predicted model, not a curated record.
GCCAAAAAUGCGACUUAUGAUAAAGUCCCAGGGUGAAAGGCAAGACUUCCUGCUACCUAAAUUUCGGCCCAUUCCACGAAUAAAAGCCCCGAGAUACGGGGCCAAACAUCUCGCUGCCCAAGUUUUGCCCCAUUCUGCCCAGCCGUUGGCGAGAAAAAUGCGCACAAAGGUGAAAAACCUAAGCUCACAAAAGAUAAGAAUGAUGAUUAUCGUCCAAAAAGGUCUCGGGGGAAUAAAGAUAUGAACAUCUUACAGCAAACCGCAAGUGUCUAGCUUAUGUGGUUGCUGAGAUAUGUAGUGUUCUUUGUCGGCCUUGUUUUCGGGCCACAAUUCUUAGGACGAAGACAACUUCAUUGCUUGCGUGCCAGCGCAGUCAUUCAAGUAACAACAAGUAGGAUGAGCGCAUUAUUUCUUCAGGAUUGGCCGGAAUGGAACGGCAAACCAGGGGUAGGGCCCAACAUCCUAGCAAGUGCGGUCGACAAUCAACCCCAGACUCGGUGCUGGCCGCACGUCGAACAUAAGUUGAUAUCCAGAGCGAGGCAAAUUAUUCAAACUUCGCCGACAGAAUCCAAUGAAAGGAUGGUUUUCAUGACCAAGAUAUAAGAUGAUGGUUACGGAAAUUGAUUCUUCGAGCUUUUGUGAGUGAAACCUAAGCGGGGAUUGGCCACAUAGGCACACAAAGGAGAAUUAUG